This is a messenger RNA of Centropristis striata (black sea bass), 5142 nucleotides long. It is a transcript of the gene kcnc2, whose product is annotated as potassium voltage-gated channel, Shaw-related subfamily, member 2. The record is from RefSeq and is a predicted model, not a curated record. Lineage: Eukaryota; Metazoa; Chordata; Actinopteri; Perciformes; Serranidae. The transcript has 4 exons. Gene Ontology annotation, cellular component: axon; voltage-gated potassium channel complex; dendrite membrane. Gene Ontology annotation, molecular function: protein binding; delayed rectifier potassium channel activity. Bases 283 to 2004 code for a protein of 573 amino acids. Gene Ontology annotation, biological process: protein homooligomerization; potassium ion transmembrane transport.
AACACUCCGAGCGCUGACUGUCUGAACGGAUUGUGGGAUACAAAUCGACGACCUCCGCCUACCCGAAAUCUCCCUGAACAAACGAUGGACAUCCUCCUCGGCCCCCUAAAUAGCCACGAAAGCGUCGGAUGAGUGAAAUCGGAGAUGCUGCGCACCACGGCCAAAAACCUGGAGCUUUUUUGAACAGGGCUGUGGGUGUGUGCGCGUCGGGCUCGCCGUUACCUCCGGACUGCACUCGCCAACUUCCCCCGCUUUCCAUCAAGUCAUGUCUGAUACAGAGCGAUGGGCAAGUUUGACGACAACGAGAGGAUAAUCCUCAACGUCGGGGGCACCAGGCACGAAACCUACAAAACCACCCUGAAGACCCUGCCGGGGACGCGUCUGGCCCUGCUCGCCUCCGACUCGGACAUCGACUCCGUGCUGGAUCAGCUGCAACAAGUCCCCGGCUUCAUCGAGUACAACGCGCGGACCAACGAGUACUUCUUCGACCGCCACCCGGGAGUCUUCGCCUACGUGCUCAACUACUACCGCACCGGGAAACUCCACUGCCCGGCGGAUGUGUGCGGACCGCUGUUUGAGGAGGAGCUCUCCUUCUGGGGCAUCGAUGAGACGGACGUGGAGCCCUGCUGCUGGAUGACAUACCGGCAGCACCGGGACGCGGAGGAGGCUUUGGACGUGUUCGAGCUCAACGUGGACACCGGAGAGGAUGACGACGAGAUAGGGAAGAGGCUCGGGAUUGAGGAUGUGGCUGCCGACGGUAAUGUCAGCCUGUGGAAGAAGUGGCAGCCGGUGAUCUGGAAUCUAUUCGAGGAUCCCUACUCCUCCAGGGCGGCGAGGUUUAUAGCCUUUGCAUCUUUGUUCUUCAUCCUGGUAUCCAUCACCACCUUCUGCUUGGAGACUCAUGAGGCUUUCAACACCAUUAUCAACAAGACUGAGCUGAUGCAAAACAGCAGCGUGCCAGACUCAGGACCGCAGUACGAGAUCGAAACUGACCCUGCGCUCACCUACGUGGAGGGUGUGUGCGUCUUCUGGUUUACCAUCGAGUUCCUGGUGCGUGUGACCUUCUGCCCGGUCAAGUUGGAGUUUAUUAAGAGUCUUCUCAACAUCAUCGACUUUGUUGCUAUCCUGCCUUUCUACUUGGAGGUAGGGCUGAGUGGCCUUUCUUCAAAGGCUGCCAAGGAUGUGUUGGGUUUCCUCAGGGUAGUGCGCUUUGUUCGUAUCCUGCGUAUCUUCAAGCUAACACGUCAUUUCGUGGGGCUAAGGGUGUUGGGCCACACAUUACGGGCCAGCACCAAUGAAUUCUUGCUGCUCAUCAUCUUCCUGGCAUUGGGAGUAUUAAUUUUUGCCACCAUGAUCUACUAUGCCGAACGAAUCGGCGCUCAGCCCAAUGACCCCACUGGUAGCUUCCACACCAAGUUCAAGAACAUCCCCAUUGGCUUCUGGUGGGCUGUAGUAACCAUGACAACACUGGGCUAUGGUGACAUGUAUCCAGAGACCUGGUCAGGCAUGGUCGUGGGCGCAUUGUGCGCCUUGGCAGGUGUGCUUACGAUAGCCAUGCCUGUGCCCGUUAUCGUCAAUAACUUUGGGAUGUACUACUCCCUGGCCAUGGCCAAGCAGAAGCUGCCCAAGAAGAGGAAGAAACACAUCCCUCAGACGGUGCAGGGAGGAUCCCCUAUCUACUGCAAAGCCGAUCUCAACACCACCUGCAACAGCACUCAAGGUGACCUGUGCCAUGUCAAAGGGAGCAGGGUACUAGAACGAAACCGCUCAGUUCUGUCAGCAGACUGCAGCGGGGGUAGUGACCUGACCAUGUCUCCAGAGGAGAGGGUCCCCAUGCGAAGGUCCAGCACCCGGGAACAGGACCGCCGGAGUGGGGGGACGUGCUUCCUGCUCGCUGCUAGUGAUUACACCUGCCCUGCAGAUGGAGGGUUACGAAAAACAGAUAACUGCAAAGAGGUUGUCUUUACUGGUUUCACACAAGCAGAGAGCAGCGUUCUAUCUUAAUGGCUUUGGGGGAAAAGGCACCGCCAUGGCGGAAAGGUAACCUCCCGAGCAGGUGUGAGGGUCACAUUACAGUCCCUCACCCUUUUGGUCAUGAAUUUGUGUUUUUGUGUGUGUGCACUAAAAACGGGGGUUAUUCAAUAAUCCUAACAAGAGAUAUCUGCAUGUGGCUGCAGAGAAACAUGCACUCUUGAUGGCACUGUUAAAAGUGCUGCUUGUAGCAUUUUAGUCAGUGGAUAAUGAUCACAUAAUAUUGAGAUAUAUGUAUAAUCAGUGUAAACAAAUGUCACCAUCAUUUUGCAUCAUGUGCCAUGAGAUUUGAUUGGAAAUGUGUCCAUACUACACCUAGAUAGACUAUAAAGAUGGACCCACUGUGGAUAAUGAAGCCAAAAUAUCACAGAUUGGAAGCUGCCAUCUUGAACUUCCAAUACCAAUAUUACAAUAUUAUUUAGUAUGUCAGAGAAACAUUUAGUAUGUCUCAAUACAUACAGUCAUAGAAAUUAUUAUUAGACCACCCUUUUUCUUCAAUUUCUUCUUCAUUUCUUUGCCUGAUACAACCAAAGGUACAUUUGUUUGGACAAAUCCAAUGAUAAAAAAAAUAACUCAUAAGAUUUUAAUUUAAGAUGUAGCUUAUGAGCUAUACUGCAGCCAGCCACCAGGGGGCAAUCUGAGAUUUUUUGCUUCACUUACGGAGAGAGUUGUCAGGCCGUUCAUCUUUAUACCCAGUCUGUUUGCACCCAAACACCAGACUUUGUUUGUUCCAACAACAACAAAAAACCUGCUACAUAACUUUUUCCAUUUCAGCUCUUUUAACUGCAGUUUCACUUUAUAUCAUCCAUCACUAAAGGCAAUUAACUGUUCUCAAAUCCCCAAACCAGACACACUAAUCUGACCUUUCUUAGAACAGUUCAUAACAAAAGUCACAAUAAACAGAAGCAGCCUUUGCUUUGUCAUUUGUUCAUUCUCUAUAUUUCAUAAAUUGCCCUUGUGCACCAACAGGUGCGGGACAGCAGACAUAACCAUGCAGCGAUGUGCCUCACCCAUCCCUACAGUAUGUCUAUACCAGUAGCAGAUGGUUGCUUAGCAACUGGCUCCCAGUUAGAUGCAUCUUACACAUAGCUCUGCAAAAGUCAAACAAUUAAAAAAGAAGAGCUUUUGCAAACAUUUCUCUUUGUCUGUACACCAAAUUAUUGAAUCACCCCCACUGCAAUAUACAAUAGAGCUUUUAUCAUUGUGGAUAGAAGCCGGCUGAGCACCAUUCAUUUGUACAAGGUUCUAAUUUUUUUGUGAAUUAAUGAAAAUAGCCAGUGUGUGCAUGGCAAGCUCUGAAAUGAUGCUCAGCAAAGACAGAUUAUGCAUUUCUGAUAUUUAGAGAUGUGUUUAUAUUUUAUUUAGACGAUUCAUUUCCUAUUUGAAUGACGGUGGGAUAAGUCAUCAGUAUGAGGACCUAUUGCAGUGGGAGGACCCCAUUUGGAGCCAUAAGGCCACUCCUACAGGACAAUAUGGAAGAGGAGGCACACAAAAACUAUUGACUGCCAGCCGCCCAGCCAGUGGCUCAACGCGCAGGAAAGGAAAGAUCCAAACGAAUCCUGGGAGGACUUUGAUAAGCAUUUACCUUUUCCUGAUUUUUUGGUUUUCCUGUUUUGGAACUGUUGAGAAAAAAAAAAGAACAAAGCAAAACUGGACAUGUCCUUAAAAGAAACUAUCUACUGUAUAGAUAUUGCUCCUGUAAAUAAGACAACAACACAGCACAUCUGGGCCAAGCGGCUCUGUUCACACAUCUGUCUUUUGAUGGCGAGUCGGGUAACAAGGUGGUUGGUUGCGCCGUGACACUCAAUCACUUUUCUUGCAGUGGUAUCCCUCCUCGCAAUAAGUGUAUUAAAAUGUAUCAGUUGAGGCACUUUGUGUUCUAAAAAUGGAGUGUAUUCAUAUAAUUCUACAUACAGUAUAUACAGUAUAGAGAGACAAAUGUGCUAAGUUGAAUAAAUGUGACAUUAUGGUCAUCUCUGCUUUUGUUUCCCUUGGUAAUUUUCAGUAGGUUAAUUGCUCUGCUGUGUGUUAAUGUGUGUGUAUCCUAAAACACCAGGGUAAGAUCUGCAGUUUGAAAAGGCCAGGUCAGCGGAGACCAAUGAGUGGACUUGAUGUUGUCACUCUUCCAGUUAGUUUUAGCACAAACAUGAAUGAGACAGAGUUCCCCUGGGAUGCAGCCGCCGUUGUAGAAGUCCCCCCUGCCCUGCCGUGCAUUUACAUGCAACAACCGUGCGUUUGUGCUGCAGAUGUUUGUCUCCUCACAAACCAAAUGAUUCUUACCGGACUACUCCUCAAAACUCCUGGUGGCUAAACAGAAAACUGCAUAACUUGAUUCUUCCAAACUUUUUCCCCUUGUGGGGGGUUGAGCAAAAGUGUAGCAGAAGUUUACCAAGUUAUAAAAAAAGGGACUUCUAUAAUGGCUACAUCUGCACAGUAGCAAUCCCAUGUACCCAAACAAUCAGAUCGGAUUUGCAAUAAGCACCCGAAAACAAAAAUCGCCGAUCCACACUGUGAUUUCAGCAGCACCGUUAAACAAGAAGGCAAACGGAGUGCAAAAGCAGCUCUGAAAGCUGAUAGAGCAGACUGGCAGGUGGCACAGUUCUUGUGCACAGUUGUUGGCUAGCUGUCACCCUGUACCCACAAUCCUCCUCUUGUAGUACACACGCUGCUUUACUCUUUGACAAAGGGGUACCGUUCUUUGUGUAUUUUUAGGAUGACGUUGUAACUUGGAAAAAAAAAGUGUUUAUUUUUUUGAAUCCAGAACAUGUAUUUUUGUGUCUUACUGUUGGGUACAUUGCUCUUACCUGUAAAAGUCAUGGUAGUCUGAUGCUGUGCUUCUCCAUCAUGUCCUCAAACUGUCAGGCUUUUGAUCCGAGUUCAUGUUUUGUAUGUUUUACUGUGAGGAAAAUUCUAGUUUGAAGUCUGUAUUUGUGGAGCCUUUUGUUGGCAUUCUAAAGUGCAUGCUGAAAAAAACCAUUAUGUCGAAUUGUAAAAAAAAAAAAAAAAGAAAGAAAAAAAAAGAUGACAUACUGUAUAUCACGUUCAAAACAAUGUGUAUAGAGUAAAGGUAAAUGCUAUGUGAGAGAUUCACAUAAACUAUUUAUCUUUUAA